AUGCUUCCCUUUUUUGUUGCUUCAGCAACGCUCUUCAUUCUUUCGACUUCAUCUUUGAAAUGUUACGAAGGUAACCCCUCCAACUAAACUAUGUCUGUUACCUAACAGUUAAGGCUCUCGAGGAGUAGUCAACGGUGAAGACUCAACUAACUUUGUUGAGAAUCUCUGCGAUGACAACAUGACGUACUGUUUUGAGUCUUACAAUUCCAACCUGACCGAAGUCACAGCAAGUUGUCAGAGCAUGGGUACCGACCAGAAACUAUUAGAAGUCUGUAAAGUACGUACUAGUUCAACAGAUAACAAACGGACGGAAAUUAUACCGAUAGUUGUUUUCAGAUGAAUGGAAAGUGCAAGGAAAGAAAUGACAUUGACGUCACAGUGUGCUGUUGCAAUUCAGACCUCUGUAACCUCCAGGACGAUUUAAAGCCGACGCCUGAACUACCUGUUGAUCUUCCAGAAGACAACAAUUCCACGCUUUCAACGACCGAUCGGUUUGUGAAAGUGAACGAGACAAUGGGGUUAGAGUUAGAACUGAAUGCGACUAUGGGUCUCUAG
Caenorhabditis sp. 36 PRJEB53466 is the source of this 555-nucleotide messenger RNA. Lineage: Eukaryota; Metazoa; Nematoda; Chromadorea; Rhabditida; Rhabditidae. The record is from the annotation of a GenBank genome assembly.